GGUUUUUAUCAGCGGCUACAUUUGCAGAGGGAGCCGCGUAUAGCAAGCUAGCCCAGUGUUUUAAAAAUGCAGCCAGGCUAACCAGCCGCGCAUCUACGGUCUCAUGAGGUGGACUACCAUUUAACAUUUCUUCGUCCUCCUCUCCUCCCUCCACCGGCCCGUGGUUUUACGCAGGAGGACACUGUUAUGGUGCCGGAGAAUGGAAACGGACGACGUGUCGGUUAGAGAGCAACUUUUCCACAACCGCGUCCGGGAGACUAUAAUCUGCGUCCUCCUGUUUACCUGUCUCUACAUAUUGUGCUACCUCAUACUCACCCACUUUAGGAAGACUGCUGAGUUUGUCACAGAUGACAUCGAAGAUGCCACCGUCAACAAAAUUGCGCUGUGGCUGUGCACGUUCACCCUCUCUGUUGCAGUGUGCGCUGUGCUCCUUCUCCCCAUCUCCAUCCUGUCCAAUGAGGUGUUGCUCACCUUCCCACAGAGCUACUACAUGCAGUGGCUCAAUGGAUCUCUUAUCCAUGGCUUGUGGAACUUAGUCUUUCUUUUCUCCAAUUUGUCCCUGGUCUUCCUCAUGCCCUUUGCGUACUUCUUCACGGAAUCUGAGGGUUUUGCAGGGUCCAAAAAGGGGGUGAUGGCUCGUGUGUAUGAAGCAGUUGUGCUGCUGUUGCUGCUGGCUCUGCUGGUGCUGGGCAUUGUGUGGGUGGCAUCAGCCCUUCUCCACGACAACAUGGCCAGGGAGAGCCUCUAUGACUUAUAUGAAUACUACCUUCCCUACCUGUACUCUGGAAUUUCUCUCUUUGGAGUGAUGCUGCUUUUGUUGUGCACCCCAUUUGGGUUGUCCCGGAUGUUCAGUGUAACUGGCAGCCUGCUGGUCAAGCCACGGCUGCUGGAAAAUGUUGAAGAGACUUUGAGCUGCACAUCAUUUGAGGAGGCUUCGCUCUCCAGGAAGCUGAACUGCAGCAGUACGUCAUGCUGGGUCAAGCUGAAUAUGGAGGCAAUGAAAAGGGAGUACCAAACGGCCCGGAGCAAGCGCAUCGCCCUGGAGAUGCGUAGAAAAGCGUCCCCAUGGCAACGCAACCUGGGCUACCCACUGGCCAUGUUGCUACUCUUAGCUCUGACGGUGAUGUGCGUGCUGAUGGUCUGUUUUAAUGUGCUGGAGCUGCUUUUUGACGAGACAGCCAUGCCCAGAGGAAUGGAGGACCCUCGCCUGGGGAAGACCUCCUUCUCCAUGUUUGGUUCGCUGGGAGCUGCAGUGCAAGUAGUCCUCAUCCUCUAUCUGAUGGUGUCUUCGGUUGUGGGCUUCUACAGCUCUCCCCUCUUCACCAGCCUGCUGCCUCGUGCACAGGACACCAACCUCACACAGAUAAUUGGGAACUGCGUUUCACUGCUUGUUUUGAGUUCAGCACUGCCAGUGUUUUCACGCACACUUGGGAUCACCCGCUUUGAUCUCCUGGGAGACUUUGGUCGGUACAACUGGCUCGGGAACUUCUACAUUGUUUUUUUGUACAACAUGCUGUUUGCUGGCCUCACCUCUGCCUCCCUCAUCAAGACAGUCACCUGGGCAGUACAGAGAGAGCUCAUCCGUGCCUUUGGUCUCCACAGACUGCCCCUCACUGUUUCACGCUCCACCAUCCCCUUUAGACUGCUCCUUGCCAGUGGACUAUCUAAGAUACAGUGAUUUUUGUUUUUCUUACCACUGCCUUUGCUACAUUGUGGAACCUGAGCAUCCUCGAAUGUGUACCAGUUGGAUCAAAGGCAUUAUUAGUUCAGUCCUCCAACCAAUCGGCAUGCGAUUUGACGCCGAGUGAAGAGUUUGGAGAGGAGUCUGUCUGCACUUUGUUUGGUAGCUCUGCUUGGAGCUGUGACCAGUACGAGUUCAGGACCAGUACAAGUUGAUGUGUGGAGCAACCUUUGCCUGGUUAUUUGACUAUAAGGACAAAUAUUGCCACAAGCAAUAACCUUAGUCAUCAUAAUAACUGAAAAAGGGAACAAAGGAUCAAGGCCAUACUGGGAGACCUGCCAUACUGUGACAAUAACAGGGCACCCCACAAAACCCGAUGCCUUAUGAAAAACGGAUCCAUCAGAUGUCCGUUGCUCUGUGGACACGUGAAAGUCAGCAGAGUUAUUUUGAAACAUUACAUUGUAGCUGUGACACAAUUUCCUUUUCCUGCUCUAGGUUGUGCGAGUGCUCUUUUCUCUGUAGCUUCCCCACGCUUUCCCCUCUCUCAUGUUGAACCACUAUUUUUAAGAUUGGGAAUCUCUUUCAGGCCUGUGUCGGUCUAGUCUGUACUGGUGUUAGUUAAUGAGAGGAAGUUCUUAAUGGGAGCAAACGGGGCACAGAGUAACUUGUCUAUCCAUUAAUCCACAGAUGACACAGAGAAUGUGACAGGGUAAUAGUCUCAAUUUCUGCCUCUUUUGCCAGAGUUUAUUCAUAGAAUAAAAGAGCAUUUUCUGUGGUCGUCUCAUUGAGAACGCUUUUACUUUUCUAGUUCACUGUGAGCUUAUUGGGGCCGGAGACCUCUCUGAUUUAGAACAAUACAUAAAAAAAGAGAGCUUUAUACUUUGUGUUUUGAAAGACUUUAGGGUUCCUGAUGCCAAGUUACACUCACUGGGAGGAACUUAUGCCUUAGACCAAUCAAACUGUGAAUUAUUCUUAUGAAAUUGGGGGAAACUGGGAGGAAAAGUGCAAUAUAUUUUACUUAAAAGCCCACUUUUUUUUAACUUCACCAAAAGUUAUAGCUUAAUUCAAAAAUUCAUGAAAUUAUCUGCCAAGUGUUAUUUCCUCAUCUUGUUUCAUUUGUUUAGCUGGAAUUUUUCUGUGGACAUUAGGUCAAUGUCUAGGAUAAUUUCAUAUUUAUUCCUCAAACAAAUGUGACUAUUUUUCCAUGCAAUCCAUUCCAGUGUCAGUUUUUAUGUAUUGAUAAUGUAUAUUGAAUUGAUUGCCGCUGUUUAUGAUUUUCAGUGUAUUGGUGAUCCUGUGUCACCGUUUGCCUUUGCUGUAUCAGCAGCUUAUUAGCUUUUAGCUUGACCAGCAGGGGACAGUGUCUCCCAAACCCAGUGUCAGCCUCUGUGUGUGUAAAAUUUUACGAGGUUCUUCUCUGCCUGGUCAGUCAUUAUAUGGAGCACUCUGAUGAGGUUUACUCAUUUCACUUUGUCUGGGAAUUUCUUUUGGUUUUGGGAGCACAAAGUUUAAAAAGUACUGUUUUUGUCAUCAUUUAAGGGCAUGUUGGGACAGAAUCAUCUUUGGUGUACACACUGAGUUAUUAGCCAUGGCAUUUUAACAGCUGUUCAAAAAUAAUGAGAUGAUACAGUUGAAAACGUAAAGAAAGAUCUUUAGAGUCGUUCUCAAAGAUGACAAUAACGUUUUAUGGUUUACUUUUAAAAUGCUCUGAUAUUUCAGAUUUUCUCAAAACUGAAUUUUCUUCCAUAUUGUUUUAUGAGCAAAAAAGCAAUAAAAUGUUAUGUUUUUCUAAGG
This is a messenger RNA of Myripristis murdjan (pinecone soldierfish), 3475 nucleotides long. RefSeq names its product limb development membrane protein 1-like (gene lmbr1l). Lineage: Eukaryota; Metazoa; Chordata; Actinopteri; Holocentriformes; Holocentridae. Gene Ontology annotation, molecular function: transmembrane signaling receptor activity. Gene Ontology annotation, biological process: receptor-mediated endocytosis; signal transduction. Gene Ontology annotation, cellular component: plasma membrane. The coding region runs from base 200 to 1678 and encodes 492 amino acids. The transcript is spliced from 17 exons. The record is from RefSeq and is a predicted model, not a curated record.